AUGGUUGGUCAGUUGCAGAUUUCUCUGAGUGUUGACAUUGUAGAUGCCACGCUGACUGCCACCUUUGUGUUUGCUUCCAGGACCAUUCUGCUGAGUGUGAUCUCACUGCUGAAUGAACCCAACACCUUUUCUCCUGCCAAUGUGGACGCGUCUGUCAUGUACCGCAAAUGGAGAGACAGCAAAGGCAAAGACCGGGAGUAUGUGGAGAUCAUCAGAAAACAAGUGUUGGCUACCAAGGCUGAAGCUGAGCGCGAUGGCGUGAAAGUGCCCACUACGCUGGCGGAGUACUGCGUCCGCACACGCGCCCCAGCCCCCGACGAAGGCUCCGACCUCUUCUAUGACUAUUGCUACGACGAAGACGACGUGGAAGGCGAGGAUGGCGACUGUUGCUAUGACGAAGACGACUCAGGCAAUGAGGAGUCCUGACACGCUUUUUUCCGGCACCCCGAUCUUAGCUGACAUGUGCUACCCUUCCUCUCUCUGCCCGGGUUGCCAGAUAUUCUAGGUUUACAACCAAGAAAGAUUGGAAGCUUCCCUCCUCUAAACCAACACAGAGCUUUUUUCCUCUCGCCUCUGAAUGCGUCUUGGAGGUUGAAAUUGAUGCCUUGCUGAGGAAGGCUCUGACCUGGUAAGAUUUGCACCAGCACAAAAGUCACCAGUUUCUUCAGUUUUUAUCAUCACCUAAAUCCUUACUUUAAAGAAAAUAAAAAAACAAAAAAACAUAACUCUCACAUACCCUGCCGAGUUUCUCAGUCCCAUGUAUAGUGUAAGGUGUUGUGGGGUUAAAAAAACAAACAAAAAACCCAACUGUCAACAAUAGCAACAUUUGCACUGGUGCAAACACUUCCAAACAUUUCUCAGCCUGUCUUUUGCAUAUCUUUCUUUCCCUAAUUGUAACUGGCUAUUGCUCACUGCUAGUUGGUCACAGUGAUGAACAGAAGAUUGAGGACUUCAAACAGCACGUUUGCUGUGCUGCAAAUAUUCAGUUUUUUGUUUUGUUUUUGGGUUUGUUUGUCUUUUUUCUCCCCUCUCCAAGUGUCACAGUCUGAUCCGCUUUGAUAGGACAAGACCUUAAUUGUCACAUGACGAUGUUUUCAAAGUUCCUGUGCAUGCCGGAACUUCUUUUCAAAGCUUUUUGUCUCUUUUACUGGUGGACCGUUUAUCUACGUCAUGAUCCGUGUGAUGACAAAGACUUCAACAACAAGGACUCUCUGCCCGGAGGACCGGCUGGCUCAAUCGGAAGGUCAAAUCCUCACGUGAACUUUUUUUUUUUUCUGUUUUUUUUCCUAACAUGAAGUUGAUCUUUGCCGUGUUUUCUUCUGGUUACUGUUGGAUGUAUUUCUCCUGUCAUUUUAAGUGUAGGGUUGUGUUAUUUGAAGUAGUUCAGAUUAAGAGUUGUGUAGGAUGAUCACCAGGGAGUUGUUGGGGCGGAACUAAUUAUUGAUCAGAAUUGCAUUUCUCCUCGGGGGAGGUCACUCGCUGAUGGGCCCCACUUGACCCAAAGACCAAAAGAAGUGUGUUUUAAAGAAAGCCCAAAACAUUUGGUAACUGUUUGUCGCAUUCUGUUUGCUCUUUGUGUUCUCUCUUGCAAGCUUGUUUUCAUUUUACUGUUUUCUUCAGAUAGAUGUUAUGCCUGUGUUUUGUUUUUUUGUUUUUUGCUUGAGAAUGAGUUAUGUGAUGACGAGAUUAUUAGGUUUGAUUGACAGAAACAAUUGUAGGUAUUGUCUCAUAAUCUAUGAUCCCACACUUCUCAACAAGGUUCUUUCUUUUCUUUUCUUUUCUUUUCUUUUCUUUUUUUUCUCCUGCCAGUCCUCGGAAGUGAACAAGACCAUCAUGUUUUAUUCUUCCAUUGCUAUUCUGUCUUAGUUGAGAUUGGACUUUUUUCUUUUUCUUCUGUGUGUGUGUGUGUGGGUGUGCUCUGUGUGAACCUUUUCUUCAGCAAUAUUGAUUGUUUUAAUUAAAUUGGGAAGUCAUACUGAAUUUCUCAGGAUAAUGAAUUACAUGUGACACAACAAUUGAGAAAAAGUAACUAUUUUCCUCUUUCGGUGGUCUUCAGUGUUGGUUUGCAUCUUUAACAGGAACCGUGACAGAUAUGCACAUAUAGCUGUAUGAAUGAUUACUAUGUUGUUUUAUUCACCUGUGUAUUUUUUUUUUUCAGCUAUUUAAAAACUGAAAAAAUAAAGAUUUAUU
Pundamilia nyererei is the source of this 2190-nucleotide messenger RNA. RefSeq names its product ubiquitin-conjugating enzyme E2 R1-like. The record is from RefSeq and is a predicted model, not a curated record. The coding region runs from base 1 to 426 and encodes 141 amino acids. NCBI's taxonomy places the organism in Eukaryota, Metazoa, Chordata, Actinopteri, Cichliformes, Cichlidae. The transcript has 3 exons.